Vidua chalybeata is the source of this 3462-nucleotide messenger RNA. It is a transcript of the gene SYT2, whose product is annotated as synaptotagmin 2. Gene Ontology annotation, molecular function: calcium ion binding; syntaxin binding; phosphatidylserine binding. The transcript has 9 exons. Gene Ontology annotation, biological process: cellular response to calcium ion; synaptic vesicle endocytosis; regulation of dopamine secretion. The record is from RefSeq and is a predicted model, not a curated record. Lineage: Eukaryota; Metazoa; Chordata; Aves; Passeriformes; Viduidae. Bases 158 to 1405 code for a protein of 415 amino acids. Gene Ontology annotation, cellular component: dense core granule; synaptic vesicle membrane; axon.
GCAGCGCCGCGCAGGUCCCGCCGCCCGCCCGGCACCGACCGCACCGACCGCUCCCCUCCGGCCCGCCCCGCACCGAGCGCUGCUCUCCACGCCCGCUCGGACCGCACCGCACCGCACCGCUCCCGCCUCCGCCCCGGCCGGGAGCCCCUGACCCACCAUGACGUUCAAGCAAGCGUCCAUGAUGGCCCCAGAGGCCACAGCCAGCACGCUGCCCAUGAGCACGAUGGAGAACUCCACUGAGGCUGCGGGGCCAGGCGAGAGCAAGGAGGACAUGUUCACCAAGCUGAGGGACAAGUUCAUGAAUGAGCUCAACAAGAUCCCCUUGCCACCCUGGGCCCUCAUCGCCAUUGCAGUUGUGGCCGGACUCCUCAUCCUCACCUGUUGCUUUUGCAUCUGCAAGAAGUGCUGCUGCAAGAAGAAGAAGAACAAGAAGGAGAAGGGCAAAGGCAUGAAGAAUGCCAUGAACAUGAAGGACAUGAAGUCAGGCAACCAGGACGAUGACGACGCAGAGACGGGUCUGACAGAGGGGGAAGGUGAGGAAGAGGAGAAGGAGCCGGAGAACCUGGGCAAGCUGCAGUUCUCACUGGACUAUGAUUUCCAGGCAAACCAGCUCACAGUGGGGAUCCUCCAAGCUGCCGAACUGCCAGCUUUGGAUAUGGGUGGCACCUCAGACCCCUACGUCAAGGUGUUUCUGCUCCCUGACAAGAAGAAAAAGUAUGAGACCAAAGUGCAGAAGAAGACACUCAACCCUGCCUUCAAUGAGACCUUCACCUUCAAGGUGCCCUACCAGGAGCUGGGUGGGAAGACGCUGGUGAUGGCCAUCUAUGACUUUGAUCGCUUCUCCAAGCACGACAUCAUCGGUGAGGUGAAGGUGCCCAUGAACACAGUGGACCUGGGCCAGCCCAUCGAGGAGUGGCGGGACCUGCAGAGUGGCGAGAAGGAGGAGCCAGAGAAGCUGGGAGAUAUCUGCAUCUCCCUCCGGUACGUGCCCACAGCCGGGAAGCUCACUGUCUGCAUCCUGGAAGCCAAGAACCUGAAGAAGAUGGAUGUUGGGGGCCUCUCAGAUCCCUACGUGAAGAUCCACCUGCUGCAGAAUGGCAAGAGGUUGAAGAAGAAGAAGACCACAGUCAAGAAGAAGACCCUGAACCCCUACUUCAAUGAGUCUUUCAGCUUUGAGAUCCCCUUUGAGCAGAUACAGAAAGUGCAAGUGGUCAUCACAGUGCUGGACUACGACAAGCUGGGGAAGAAUGAAGCCAUCGGCAAGAUCUUCACAGGCUUGAACUCCACCGGCACGGAGCUGCGGCACUGGUCCGACAUGCUGGCCAACCCCCGGCGGCCCAUUGCCCAGUGGCACUCGCUGAAGCCAGAGGAAGAAGUAGAUGCAGCUCUCGGGAAAAACAAAUAGGCAGCUCUGCCAGCCGGCGCGGCACUGCGGACAGUUGACCCAGAGCUACUGAUACCUCAGUUCUGCAACCUUCCUUUUGGUUUUUGUUCUAAGCUGAAAUGCCCUUCGAUGCCUCUGGAAGGGUAUCCAGGCAGUCCCAAUAGCUUCCAGGGGAAGAGGUUGAAGACAUGGAUGGUUCUUUUUGUUCUUCAGCAUCACUCCCUUCUGCUGCAUGUCCCAUUGCCUCUGCUCGCCAUCCCUUCCCAGUGCAAAGCCAGCAGCACACCUGGGACCUUCCCCAGCAGCUGUGUCACCAGCCUGCAGCAUUGCUGACACCAUCCUGCCCUUGGGAUCACGUGGGGAACCAUGGAACGUUGCCUGGAGGUGAUACUGGAGCCUGAUGGUGUGAGGUGACCAGACCCACUGUGCUUGGUUGGGGCAUGACCAGCAGUGAGACAGAAAAAUGGUGCAGAAGACCCUCUGAAGAGACCCAGGGGUCUCCCCCUGGCCCUCCCCAAGGAAAGCUGAGUGCCCCUGGACAGCUCCAGGUUUGGGUUCUCUGAGGAGAGGCUGGCGGUGGGGUGCCAAGCCCUCAGUGUUGCAGCAGGAGCUGUGGAGGCCAGUCUGGGCACAGGGAUCCUCAGGAGGGCUGCUCCAAGGAAACACAGUGUGAAAUGUGGAUGCACCAGCAGCACUGUGUGGAUCACCGCCACCACCAGCACCACAACCUCUGUUUUGUCCCCAGAGGGGCAGCGCUGGGUGAUUUGCAUCUGUGUCCUGUUCACCAUGCUUGGUGAAUCCCAAAGAUCAAAAUGCUUCCACAAGGCAGGUUUACAAUGAGAGGUCUCCAGGUGCGAUGGGGGCAGCCACCGGUGUCUCCCCAGGGACCGUCCAUCGCGUGUCCCGUCAUCGCUGUGGGCACCUCAGCCUCAGGGCAGCCAGGGGGCCAUGGGGAGCUCCAGCCCCACCACCUGCUGCAGGUGGGGAUGGCAAGAGCAAACCUAGGGCCAAUAAGCCCCAGACCCCCAACCCCCAUGAGCUGCUACUCCCCACCAGGCCACUGGCUGUUAAACCCACCCUGUCCUGUUCCCCUCGGGGGUAAAAGCCAUAAUCCAUGACCCUGACAGUGGCUAAGAGCUUCUCUAGGCUACUUCUGCCACUGUCCCAGAAAAGCCCCUGAGUCAGAAAGCCAACACAGUUCUCUGCAGCUGGGAGAGGGUCCAGCAGCCCUGCCCGGUCUGUAGUGGAGCACUGAUGUUGGCUCAUGUCCCUGUCCCAGCCCCAGCUCCACAGCAGCCUCGUGCUCUGCUCCCUUUGGCUUCCUGGGACUCAGUGCUGGGCGUUCUGGCACGGCAGCAGUGAAGGGUCGAGCCCCAGGGAUGUGCUGGCACUGGGGAUGCUGCUCUGGGGGCUCAACACCUGGGCUGGGACCAUGGUGCAGGGUGUCCCAGGUCCAGGGACACAGUGCCAAAACCAAGCUCAUCCCAGUGCUGUUGGAUGUUUUAGCAGCUCCCACAGCUCUGACUUCCCAAAGGGCAUUCCAGCCCUCUCCAGAGGUGGGGACAUGAUGGGAAACUUGGUGGCAGUCACCAGGUUUGAAACUUGGCUCGGAGGGUUCAAAUGGACAUGGGGACUGUACCAGGAGGGUAGUGCAGCUCUGGGACUGGUCCCCAGGGCAGGACAUCUCCAUCUGUGGGAGGUUUGGGGCUCGGAUGGCUGAGCUGCAGUGUGGGAAGGCGAUGUUGGACGGGACCUCUAAUGACCACCUCCAGCACCACUGUGGCUGCACUUGGCCCAUGCCCUGCUGAAGGUGGCACUGGGGCCAUGCUGGGUCUGCAGGGGUCAUCCAGCCAGUGGUUUCUCAGGGCCAUCUCCAGCUUUAAUUAGUCCCUUUUCCUAAUGGAUGUGUCAUUGUCAACAGAUGGGGUCCUGCCCUGCCCCUGUAGCCAAAGGGAGAAGUCUUUGGAUGCUUUUAAUAAUGGGGAGCUGGAGGGGGUCUGAUGCCCCAUGGUCAGGAGCACUCGUAGGACUCAGUCUCAUUAUGGGGUCCAUCCAGGCAUCGGGGGGGGGGGGGGUGG